GAAGGGUUUUGCAGAUUUUUAGAGAGAUAUUUGAAUUUAGCUUUGUUCUUUUGCUCUUUUUUCUUGAAUUUGAGGUUGGGAGUUUGGAAUUUCAGGUCCUCGGGGAGAGCGAUGGAUUUCAAUGUGAUCUUUAGUCUUUCUUCAUGAACUGGAAGUGGGUAUUUAGAAUUAUAGUUUUCUUUUUUUCCGGCAGAGAUUUGAAUUUUAGAUGUGUUGCUCUUUCCAUGUGAAUCUGAUUUUCUUCUAACAUCUUUCUUACUGUAGAUGGGGUGUUAAGAAGCCUCAAAUCAUGAAAAAUUUUAUCACGAUCUUGUCGAAUGCAGGUCUUGGGAUGGCCAUGUUCAGUCUCGGUAAGAUCAUUGAUAUGCUCAUCAUGUUCAGUCUCGGUAAGAUCAUUGAUAUGCUCAUUCGACGUGAGGGGUGUCAUCAAGAAAUAUGACAGUCCCGAACAAAUUCUUGAAGAAUUCUUUCAUUUAAGACUUGAGUUCUAUGUAAAGAGAAAGAAAGUAAUGCUGGAUAAUCUUAAAAUAAAGCUGUUGAGAUUGUCUAACAAAGUCAGAUUCAUCAUUGGGGUGGUAGAAGGAGAGAUUAUUGUGAGUAACAGGAAGAGAGCAGAUCUGGUCCUCGAGUUGCAGCAGAAGGGUUUCACACCGUUCCCUAAAACCAAAGGCGUUGAUACCAGCGAGGCAAUGGAAACAGAAGAAAAUGAAGAGACACCGGAGGUGGGAAUAGUUGUAAGAGCAAGUGAUUAUGAGUAUUAACUGUCGA
Magnolia sinica is the source of this 768-nucleotide messenger RNA. Its product is annotated as DNA topoisomerase 2-like. The transcript has 3 exons. NCBI's taxonomy places the organism in Eukaryota, Viridiplantae, Streptophyta, Magnoliopsida, Magnoliales, Magnoliaceae. The record is from RefSeq and is a predicted model, not a curated record. Gene Ontology annotation, molecular function: ATP binding; DNA topoisomerase type II (double strand cut, ATP-hydrolyzing) activity; DNA binding. Gene Ontology annotation, cellular component: nucleus. Bases 318 to 761 code for a protein of 147 amino acids. Gene Ontology annotation, biological process: resolution of meiotic recombination intermediates; sister chromatid segregation; DNA topological change.